This is a messenger RNA of Thunnus maccoyii (southern bluefin tuna), 2206 nucleotides long. RefSeq names its product transcription factor 24-like. Gene Ontology annotation, biological process: developmental process; regulation of transcription by RNA polymerase II. The transcript is spliced from 4 exons. The record is from RefSeq and is a predicted model, not a curated record. Gene Ontology annotation, molecular function: RNA polymerase II transcription regulatory region sequence-specific DNA binding; protein dimerization activity; DNA-binding transcription factor activity, RNA polymerase II-specific. Bases 671 to 1294 code for a protein of 207 amino acids. Lineage: Eukaryota; Metazoa; Chordata; Actinopteri; Scombriformes; Scombridae.
CCCUCCCAGUCCUGCACUCCCCCAGGCCUGACUGCCUGCCUGCCUGCUCUUCUUGGCAGCCAAACAGCCAGGGGAGGAUCAGGACGACCGGGCGGCUGAGAUAAGGACCACAUGAAGUUCCCCACAUUACCUCACCCGAUAAGGAAGCAAGUAGAGAGAGAGAGAGAGAGAGAGAGCAAGAGAGAGAGAGGGUCAGACUUGGAAGAAUUCUCUGGAUUGACGGUGAUGCACAGAGAAGAAGAAGAAGAAGCUGGUGAUUGUGGAGUUUUCACCAGUUGUUUGGGGGUCUGGGUGAAACUGGGGGUCCCACAGAGGCUUGGUGAACUCUGGAAAGGUGCUUUAGCAGAGCAGUCUGCAGUAGCUAUUGAAAAUUUUGAAUGUUUAUGCUUUUCUUGAGAUCAAAUGAGUAAUUUCAGCUCUUCUUGAACCAGUAUUUUUUUUUAGUGGACUUUAAAGAUGCUUUCAGACUAGAUGUAAAAAUGACCUCAGACUGUUUCCUGUUGCGUCUUUAUGAAAGUACUUAUUAAGUGAAAGCCAACUUCACAACAGUCUCCAACACUGGAUAGCAAACUUCCACCCAGCUAAUGAAAGUAGCCUGAUUGAUUCAAGUUCUCGACACCUCAGGACAGUCUGCAGCCGUCUUUGGGACUGUAUCUCUUUGGCGGAAUCCAUGGCAGUGAAUCCUCUGGAAGGUCUUAUGUCAGUUGCAGUGAAUCACCAGCUUGUGUCCAGCUCAACAGCAGAGCUGCAGAGCCAGCGUGCCUGUGCAGCUGGCAACCCAGCAUCCCUGCACGGACACAGGCAGAGUGUACGCAGCAGCCGGGAGCCAAGGAAGUGGGUGCAGUCUGUGUGUGGGUCCAGGUCAAAUUCUGGCUCUGGAUGUGGGUCUGUGGUCCAGACCAGGACACUACGGAGUCAGCACUCCCCGGAGAACGCAGCGCGAGAGAGGAGCCGUGUACGCAACCUGCGACAGGCCUUCCACAGCCUGCAGGCUGCUCUGCCAUCAGUCCCACCUGACACCAAGCUGUCCAAGCUGGAUGUUCUGGUUCUGGCUACCAACUACAUAGCCCACCUGACAGAGACCCUGGACCAGGGAGGGAUGCUGGCUGAGCACACCCUGCCCUCCCGGCCAGGUGGAUACCUGCAUCCUGUUAAAAAGUGGCCCAUGCGUUCCCUGCUCUACUGUGGCAGCGUGGGGGAGCUGCUAUCAGGAGUCCCGACCAAUCAGGUUCCUCCACCUGGACGGGACGGGACACACCCGCUGACCCCCGCCAUAGAAGCAGACAAAGAGUGAUAGUAGCACAUGGGACGUAACUUUCACAUUGUUUCUUAUCUCUAAUCUUAGCUUCUAUUGACAGCAAAGGACAAGUCAAAGAAAAGUGUUCAACAUCUAUCUGGAGACACUGAUCAGCAACUUGAAAGCAAUUACAGAGUUACUGAAUAUUAAGCCAAAACUAAUGGCAAUACCUUUUGCCUUCCAAAAGCAAAAGGACAGCAGACAUUUGUAUACUUUGUAUGGAGAUAAAAUGCAUUCUUACAGUUUUUGUUUGUCUAAGUAUGAAGGUUAGGCCUUAAAUUAACCUGCAGCUACAAAGACAUUUGCCAUUUUUGGCAAGCUGUUGGAAAAGUCUGUAAAUGUCACUAGUCAGUUUGUCCUCAGGAUAUUCAUUUCAUUCUUUAAUUCAGAAACUGCUUGUCGUACCCUCAAAGUUAAAAAGACUGAUGGUUUCCCGAAAAAUCCAGCAGCUGUUUUAUUGGCUGGGACCAGGCUGUUGUGUGUAUGAUAAGAUACACAUAUCCAGGUUGACACAAACAGCACAGGAGAGGAGUUUAGAUCCAUUCUUGUGAGCAUUAGACAGCAGCAGUGGUGGAAGAAGUACUCAAAUCCAUAACUUAAGUAAAAGUAUCAAUACCACAAUGUAAAAAUACUUAAUUACAAGUAAAAGUCCUGCAUUUAAAAUCAUACUUAAAUAAAAAAGAAUUACCAGCUAAAUUCACUUAAAGUACUAAAGUGAAAGUACUUGUUUUGCAGAAAAUCGGGCUGUGGAGCUAGUUUGAACUACUUUGAAAGGUCACAAGAUAAAUCUGAGGGGUCUUUAGAUGAUAGAUUGAGAAAGAACAUGGCUCUGCUGCAAAUUUGGAUUAACUUUUAAUAACCUUUCUUCAAUAUUUGAUUUUUUUGUGAAAUAUUGGGGAGUUUUACCUC